ACUCACAAAAUCUGGGAAGAAGUAAAGAAAUUGGGGCAUAAACCCUAACCCUAAACCCACUUCCGCCUUCCGGCGCGCAGAGAGAGAUGGGGAGGUCGCGAAGGAAAUACAAGAGUUCAAGAGCUAAGGUGAGAGUAGGAUUGCCAAAGAAAAACCCUCACAUAUUCAAACCGGCGUUCAAUGUUCCGCCGAAGCUCCGGUCUCUCCUGGAUCCUCACUCACAGUGGGACGAAAAGGGCAGCGUCAUUGAGAAUUACAAGUCCUUUGGCGUCGUUUCCAACCCCAACUUGCUCGGCGUCCGCUCUCGCACCUCCCACAUCGUCGAGAGCGAUUCUCUUCAGGUCCCGCCGCCCGCUUCCGCCGAUGACGCCGACUCUGACGCCGAGUUCCAGCCUCUCGAUUCCGGCAGCGACCUCGAGGAAGACGACCUGAAGUCUGCACUUGGAAAGAAGCGACGAGAUGGGCAGAGUGCACCUCCACAACCUUUAACAGCGAUGCAACGGGUUUAUGUUCGCAAACUUGUGGAGGAAUAUGGAGACGACUACCAGCGCAUGUUCAUGGACACGAAACUGAACAAGAUGCAGCAUUCGGUGGCAACACUAGAGAAACUAUGCAAAAGAUACCACAUGUACCAAGAUAAAAACCCCUUGAUUGUGGGUAGUUGAGUUGAGAACAAAUGUUGUACAAUUCAACACAUUGCCAAUGGAUUGAACAAAUGAGUUUAGACACAUGAUGAGGGAUGUCAUAGCUUUACAUAUUUCAAAGGUUUCUUUGUAGAUGACAAUAUUCUGUUACCAUUUCAGUUUAAGAUAUUGUGUGGAUGAUGCCAUUUUGAUUAGGGUGUC
Molecule: messenger RNA, 845 nt
Organism: Ipomoea triloba (trilobed morning glory)
Lineage: Eukaryota; Viridiplantae; Streptophyta; Magnoliopsida; Solanales; Convolvulaceae
Product: nucleolar protein 16
Exons: 3
Coding region: 87-665 (192 amino acids)
Biological process (GO): ribosomal large subunit biogenesis
Cellular component (GO): nucleolus
Source: RefSeq, a predicted model, not a curated record